UUCUGUGGACUUCCUUCAUCAGACUUAUUUCAAAGUUUAUCCGGAGAUAUGCCUAACUCCACUAUUCACCGAUAUUCGACCAUUUAUGACUCUCCAGAAGAUGUAGAUUUAUGGUCUGGUGGUGUAUCCGAAAAACCUUUACCCGGAAGUAUGGCAGGUCCAGUAUUCUCUUGUAUUUUAGCUACUCAAUUUAGUUAUGCAAGAAGAGGUGAUCGGUUUUGGUACGAACUGCCAAAUCAACCAUCUUCGUUUACUCCAGAUCAACUUCGUGAAAUCCGAAAAACUAGAUUAGCUCGAGUGUUAUGUGACAAUACCGAUUUGAUCGACACUAUUCAAUUGUGGCCAAUUGUUCUUCCAGAUCAUGAAAUAAACCCUCGAGUACCAUGCCGCAGUGGAAUUAUUCCAUCACUAAAUCUACACAAAUGGGCUGAUUUUCCGACGUCAUAAAACAUGAGUUCGUUCACUUCUGAUCAAAUUCUACCUAUUAUAUUAUAAACAGAAUGUUACUAAUGAUUGAUUUUUAAAAUUGUAUGUCAAAUUACACCGAUUACAGUGAUUCAUUUACUGUAUAAUAUAUUGGUAAUUUUAUAAACACACAAUCAAUCAUUUUUUUCUAUAAUAUUGUUGUUAUUUUUUACUACAUAAAUAAGUGUUAAAUCCGAAAGAAUUCAUUUUAACUAAACUUAAUUCGAGCGCUACAUUAUUUAAAAAGUACUUAACAAGUAUUUUAAUAAAUUUUUAACUGUCGA
Diuraphis noxia (Russian wheat aphid) is the source of this 749-nucleotide messenger RNA. RefSeq names its product chorion peroxidase-like. The record is from RefSeq and is a predicted model, not a curated record. Gene Ontology annotation, molecular function: peroxidase activity; heme binding. Lineage: Eukaryota; Metazoa; Arthropoda; Insecta; Hemiptera; Aphididae. Gene Ontology annotation, biological process: response to oxidative stress.